This is a messenger RNA of Aspergillus terreus NIH2624, 1725 nucleotides long. RefSeq names its product sulfate adenylyltransferase (gene sC). Bases 1 to 1725 code for a protein of 574 amino acids. Gene Ontology annotation, molecular function: adenylylsulfate kinase activity; ATP binding; sulfate adenylyltransferase (ATP) activity. NCBI's taxonomy places the organism in Eukaryota, Fungi, Ascomycota, Eurotiomycetes, Eurotiales, Aspergillaceae. Gene Ontology annotation, biological process: sulfur amino acid metabolic process. The transcript is spliced from 5 exons. The record is from RefSeq and is a predicted model, not a curated record. Gene Ontology annotation, cellular component: cytoplasm.
AUGGCCAACUCCCCCCACGGUGGUGUCCUCAAGGACCUCCUCGCCCGCGAUGCCCCCCGCCAUGAUGAGCUCGCCGCCGAGGCCGAGACUCUGCCCGCCAUCGUCCUCUCCGAGCGCCAGCUGUGCGAUCUGGAAUUGAUCAUGAACGGAGGUUUCUCUCCUCUUGAGGGUUUCAUGACCCAGAAGGAUUUCGAUGGUGUCUGUGAGAACUGCCGUCUUGCCGAUGGCCACCUCUUCUCCAUGCCCAUCACCCUCGAUGCCUCCCAGCAGGUCAUCUCCGACUCCAACCUCAAGCCCGGCUCUCGCGUCACUCUGCGGGACUUCCGUGAUGACCGCAACCUGGCCAUCCUGACCAUUGAGGACAUUUACCGCGCUGACAAGGAGAAGGAGGCUAAGCUGGUCUUCGGCGGUGACCCCGAGCACCCUGCCAUCAAGUACCUCAACACCAAGGUUGAGGACUUCUACAUCGGUGGUAAGAUCGAGGCUGUCAACAAGCUCAACCACUACGACUAUGUCGCUCUCCGCUACUCUCCCGCGGAGCUGCGUGUCCACUUCGACAAGCUCGGCUGGACCCGAGUUGUCGCUUUCCAGACCCGUAACCCCAUGCACAGAGCUCACCGUGAGCUGACCGUCCGCGCCGCGCGCGCCCGUCAGGCCAAUGUCCUGAUCCACCCCGUCGUCGGUCUCACCAAGCCCGGUGACAUUGACCACUUCACCCGUGUCCGUGCCUACCAGGCCCUCCUGCCCCGUUACCCCAACGGCAUGGCCGUCCUUGGUCUCCUGCCCCUCGCCAUGCGCAUGGGUGGUCCCCGUGAGGCCAUCUGGCACGCCAUCAUCCGUAAGAACCACGGUGCCACCCACUUCAUCGUUGGCCGUGACCACGCCGGUCCCGGUAAGAACUCCAAGGGUGAGGAGUUCUACGGCCCCUACGACGCUCAGCACGCCGUCGAGAAGUACCGCGAGGAGCUGGGUAUCGAGGUCGUCGAGUUCCAGCAGGUCACCUACCUGCCAGACACCGACGAGUACAAGCCCAAGGAUGAGGUCCCCGCUGGCAUCAAGACCCUCGACAUCUCCGGUACCGAGCUCCGCAACCGCCUGCGCACCGGUGCCCACAUCCCCGAGUGGUUCUCUUACCCCGAGGUCGUCAAGAUCCUCCGGGAAUCCAGCCCUCCCCGUGCCACCCAGGGUUUCACCAUCUUCCUGACUGGUUACAUGAACUCCGGUAAGGACGCCAUCGCGCGUGCCCUCCAGGUCACCCUGAACCAGCAGGGCGGUCGCUCCGUCACCCUUCUCCUCGGUGACACCGUCCGCCACGAGCUCUCUUCGGAGCUGGGCUUCAGCGCCGAGGACCGCCACACCAACGUCCAACGCAUCGCCUUCGUCGCUGGUGAGCUGACCCGCGCCGGUGCCGCUGUCAUCGCCGCCCCCAUCGCUCCCUACGAGCGCUCCCGCAAGGCUGCCCGUGAGGCGGUUUCCGGCCUCGGCGGCAGCUUCUUCCUCGUCCACGUCAACACCCCUCUCGAGUACUGUGAGAAGACCGACAAGCGUGGCAUCUACGCCAAGGCCCGCCGCGGUGAGAUCAAGGGCUUCACUGGUGUCGAUGACCCCUAUGAGGCUCCGGAGAACGCCGACCUGGUUGUCGACGUCUCCAAGCAGAGUGUGCGCAGCAUCGUGCACGAGAUCAUCCUCAUGCUCGAGAGUGAGGGCUACUUCGACCGUCUUUAG